UGUAUUAGAUCUCAUUCGCUAUAAAGGAACCCAAAGAAGCCCUCCUUAUUCGCUGCUCUCACAGCUGCGGCAGCCUUUCCUCUUGCACGGUGACGCAAAACGAGCAGGAAGCAAGAGAUGAAACGAAGUCGAGCAGAGGGCGCGAUGCCGUCCUCGAAGGCCUCCGCCGAAGCCUUCGGGAAGGCUCAGCGAAGGCAGAAGGCGUCGACGCCGAGGCUGGCGACGGCGGUGGCUUCGCUGGAGAACGCAGCGGCGAUGGGCGGAGGAGAUGACAAGAACCCUGCUGCUGCUGCUGCCUCCGCCGCCGACAUACGGCAGCCGUCUUUCAUUCCCUCUGCUCCGGCGGAGGAGGAAGCGGUGGGGUGGGGGGACGGGGCGGCGGAGCUGGGAGAGUGGUGGUGGUGCCUGUGGGGCGUGGAGGAGGAGAAGCUCUUGGGCUGGUUCCCGUUCGUGGACGAAGACUUCCUCUGCUCCGAUAGCAGGGGAAGUGAGGGGCCGGGCGGCCUGCUCUGGGAAGAGGAGGACCAUGAUAUCUGGGAGCUGCAAAACAUCCACGAGAUCCCACACGCAGCAGCCAAAUAAUUAAAGGUGGAAAUUGGAGGGAAAGUAGGAAUCAGUGUGAAGAAGUAGAGGACAAGACAGAUUAGGAAGAGAAAAGGAGUGAAGAAAGUAACAAGACAUGGGUGAAAGAUUGCAGCUUUGGAAGUGAAGUGGGUUUUUAAUGGUUUCUUGGUUGAUUUUGUGGCUUUUAUUGCUCUGUUCAAAUAUAGCGCUCGGAGCUGAGGGCCAGGUGACUCACUCGAAGAAUGAUAUUUCUUGUGCUCUUGUCUUCUUCUUCUUCUUCGCUCUAAUUCUUGAAUUCUUCCACCUUCUCUGUCUCUGGAAGAUGGGAUUCCAUUUUGGCUCAGAGAUGGGUGAUGUGGAGCAAAGCAGGAAAUGAUGCGUUCUUAUAUUGAUCCUUCUGAUGCUUGUGUCUCA
Molecule: messenger RNA, 978 nt
Organism: Musa acuminata subsp. malaccensis (wild Malaysian banana)
Lineage: Eukaryota; Viridiplantae; Streptophyta; Magnoliopsida; Zingiberales; Musaceae
Source: RefSeq, a predicted model, not a curated record